AUGGUGCUGUCCUGGGCAAUUUUACUGGCCAAAUACACGGAUUCGCCUGCUAUUGCAUUUGGCAUUAUAUCUGGCUCCGAAGACAAUCAAUGUCACGAUGACACGGCCGUGGACGAGUAUCGUGCUUCCCUGAACCCAGACAGCUGUUUGCCAACUGCGAUUCCUCUGGCCAGCAGGAGGCAAUAUCGGUUUCAUGAGUGGAAGUACGACGCACGGAUUAAUACCUGCAUUGCAAAUACUUCGUGCACAGCUUGGCUGAAUCACUGGGUGAAUUCACCCGACCAUGGAAUUAAACUGGUCCUGGUAGCAAAACAAGGGAGAUUGGCAUGCAUGUCCUUGUAUGGAAAAUCAUCAUACAUCGACGAGGGGUCUCUUCGCUUCUUGUGUACGGCAUUCCAGCAUAUUCUACAUGGUGUAUUGGAGAGUCCGACGGGACUGCUGAAGAGCAUCGAGGUAACUCCUAAUCAUCACUACCAACAGAUUCUCGAUUGGAACUCAAAUAUUCCCAAAAAACCAUUGGCAGAACGCAUCCAUGAUGUCAUUCAGAGAAGAUGCAAGGAAACCCCUAAUGCAGAAGCCAUCUGCGCCUGGGAUGGUACCAUGACCUAUGCCGCCUUGGACCAAGAGUCAACUAAAACCAUGGAAUAUCUGCGUCAUCACGGGGUUGAACCGGAGACAAUCGUCCCGCUGUUGUUCGAGAAGACCAAGUGGACUGCAGUGGCCGUGUUGGGGGUGCUCAAGGCUGGAGCUGCGUUUGUAUUGCUGGACGCUUCGCAUCCCAUUGAACGUCUUAAAAGCAUCUGCUGUGAUAUUGGGACCUGUAUCAUUCUGACUUCCGACUUCUGCAAAGAACUCGGCUCGAAUCUGGCUGAUAUGACAAUGUCAGUCCCCAGCGACGUCGAGCGAAAUCUACCAUACAGUGACGGAGAGAUGGGACCCUGUACUCUCGUUCAACCGAGAAACGCGGCGUAUGUGGCUUAUACGUCAGGGUCAACAGGGAAGCCAAAGGGGGUUAUCAUAGAACAUACCUCAUUUUGCAGCAAUGCAAUGGUUAGUUCUGAAGCUCAAAAUCUGAACCGCUCCUCCAGGGUGCUACAAUUCGCAUCAUAUGCGUUUGAUGUUAGUAUCCAUGAAACCUUGGUCCCUCUCAUGCUCGGAGGCUGUGUUUGUAUUCCCUCGGCGUCACAAAGGGUAAAUAAUCUCCAAGAAGCCAUUAUCCAGCUGCGUGUCAAUUGGAUGGAACUUACUCCAUCAGUGACUCGCCUUCUGAAUCCCCACAAGAUCCCCGAUGUCAAGACACUGGUCGUUGGGGGCGAGUCCAUCUCGCCGGCAGAGCUCGCCCGCUGGGCAGAUCACGUUCGUCUAAACGUGGCCUAUGGUCCGGCGGAAUGCACAGUGGUAUCCAUGGUGCAAUCAAAUGUCACGAAACAUGCUGAUCCUUUAUCUAUCGGUCGGGGAUGCGGGGGUUCCGUGUGGAUUGUUGAACUGGAGAACCAUAACAUGCUGGUACCAAUCGGUGCAGCGGGUGAGCUUGUUAUUGGAGGUCCGAUUGUGGGCAGGGGAUACUUGAAUCGGCCCGAACAGACUGCCGCUGUCUUUAUCCAAAACCCGCUGUGGCAAGCGGAAAAUAAUUCGCGCUUCUACAAGACGGGCGAUGUGGUGCGUCAGAAAGCCGACGGAAGUAUCGUCUUUCUGGGCCGCAAGGAUACGCAGGUGAAAUUGCGAGGCCAGCGUAUUGAGCUGGGGAGAUCGAACAUCACGUCGCAGGUUUCUUUCCUGGUGCUGCUGUGGCUGUGGAGUGGGGCAAAUUGCUGCUGGGCCAUCCGAAAUGACAAUAAUCAAUUUACGUCCAAUGUGCAGCGGGCCAAGGCAGGGCUCUCGCAGAUUCUGCCUUCCUAUAUGAUCCCCGAUGUCAUAGUUCCCUUGUGUACUAUCCCUCUAUCACAUUCAGCCAAAGUGGACCGGAAGGCUUUGCAAGCCAUGAUACCCCGCUGGUCUAAGGAGGAGGUCAAAUUAUACCAGGUCACAACGCACUCCCCCAGCCUUAACCGAUCCCCACAUGGUGUUGGGCAGAAACAUGCUCAAAUGGUUCAAAUAGUUGCUCGUGUACUAUCGCUUGAUCCGAGCGAGAUUGGGGAGCACGAUAACUUUUUCCAGUUGGGUGGUGAUUCGCUUUCCGCCAUCAUGCUUUCUAGGGAGACCGACACCAUGCCACUGGUCUACUUGACAGUGGCGGAUAUUUUCCAAAGUACCUCGAUAGCCGAGAUGUCUCAUCGCUCGCAGAAGAAGUCUCUGCUAAAGUCUAUGCGGCCUGGUGUACCUGCAAAUGUUUUGCCGUUCUCCCUGUUAGACCCGAUGAAGAUCGACAACUAUAGGGAACUUACAGCAGAGCAUUGUGAUGUAAACCCCUCUCAAAUUGAGGACAUAUACCCAUGCUCGCCGAUCCAGGCACGCCUAAUGGCCAGAACUGCCCGUCAACCAGGCGCUUUUCAAGGGAGUUUCAAUUUCCGCUUGUCUCCCGGGAUCGACUGGGAGCGGCUACACUGGGCUUGGAAUAAAGCUAUCGAUGCCCUCCCUAUUUUGCGAACUAGAAUCAUCAAUACAUGGCAACUGGCGGAUGGCAAUCCUCUUCAGGUUAUCGUUCGCGGCAAAGAUAUUGACUGGGUCGAGGUAGAGACAGCAAGUGAGAGCGAACCAAGCAGUUUCAUGACAUUUGGUUCUCCCCUGAUAUUUUGUGUUGCAGUGCGUCAUAAGGUGAGUCCAGUCCUUAUUCUCAAUAUCCACCACGCGUUAUUCGACUUGGUGGUAUUCGAGCAGAUCCUCGAGGCAGUGGAAGCCGCAUACAGGGGCAAUCCUCUUGUCUGGCGACCGUUUUCGCCGUUCAUUAAAUACGUUCAAGAUCUGGACAGCUCUCAAGCAAUGGAAUUCUGGAAACAGGAAUUCAUUGGUCUCCGGGCAAAUCUAUUUCCCGCGAACAGAACCCAUAUAAGGUCAAAUCUCGACGCCAUCCGCUGGACUCGCAAAAGCUUUCAUCUCGGUCCUCGUAAUCAAUCAGGAACCACAAUAUCUUCCGUGAUCCGCCUGGUAUGGGCCAUGGUACUCUCGCAGUAUACUGGCUCUCCUGACGUGGUGUUCGGUGCCACCGUCAUGGGCCGCAAUAUGCCUGGCACUUCUGAUGUAGGUGGGCCCACCAUCGCUACGUAUCCCCUCCGCAUCACCCUCCGGGGCGAAGAAAGUAUCAAAGAAGCACUACAGCGGGUUCAGAAUCAUGGAAUUGCCAUAGCCCCUUUCGAGCAGUUUGGUAUUCAGCAUAUCCGACAGUCUAGCCUGGAGUCCGCCAUCGCCUGCAAUUUCCAAAACAUGCUAGUCAUUCAGCCGUCGUCGGAUAACAGCUUCCUGGCAAAGCGGGACUCGUCACCAUUGCUGGUAUUGGAGGAAUGCGGCUCUUGGAAGGAGACGUCAUACGUGAAAUUCAGCACCCAGGCGUUGAAUGUUGUGUGCGAGCCGGGCGCCGAUCAUUUGGAAGUGACAGCGUAUUUCGAUCAAAAUAUCAUGUCCUCACAAGAUGUGAUAGAAAUCCUAAACUGCAUGAAUCGUCUACUCCAGCUCGUGUUGCAACACCCUCAUGCCUCAAUGGGGACAAUUCUUAGUCAAAACCGACAGUUUGACGGAGAAGUAGAUCAUUAUGAGGAACGCACAUCAUUGGCAAGAUUGGAACAGGCGGCUUGCCAGUAUCUGGGGAACGGAAUCCCUGUUGCAGCAGAGUGGAUUAUCCCCAAAGCAUCCCAUGUUCCCAAACUGGCGCUGUUUGUCGGUGUUUUGAGUUUGAAUACCGUGUCAGACGAUGCAUGGGUACUGGCGGAGGUGAAGGAGCCUCUACGCGCUCGUCUGCUUCAGAUGAUGGAUGAUUUCCAAAACAACCCACUUCGACGUACCAUUCCAUUCUGCUGUAUUCCCGUGCCAUUGCAGUAUAGACCGUCCAAGCCUGGUCUCCUCCUUGAUCGAGCUCGUGCGCGAGAGGGUGUGUCAAAACUCACGUGGAAGAUGUUGACAUUAUGGCAAAAUCCACCAAAUUGUGGUUCCGAGGUGCCUUUGUUGCCUCUUGAGGCGACUUUGAGACAGGCCUUAGCUACAGUGCUAUGUUUGGAGUCUGAUUCAAUCGGGGUCCAUGACGACCUGGUUUCCCUAGGAUGCGAUUCACUUGUCGCCAUGCAGUUUACUGCUCAGUGUAAUCAACAAAACUUGAGAGUAACCAUCUCAGACAUCUUCCAAGCAACCUCGCUGAGCUCCCUUGCGUCGACGCUCCAUAGUCGUCCGUCCGGGGACCCCACGCCAACAUCGGAAGCUUUUUCUUUGUUAAGGCCGAUGUACGUGGACCGAGCGUCAUUUGAGCGAGAUAUCCAAGAGUCGAUCGACGGGUGGGACAUCAAAGAUUCAAUUGAUGUAUUCCCAUGCACCGCCGUUCACCUGGGACUUCUUUCUGGACUUGGCACCUGUCAAUCCUAUACGAUCUGGGAGGUCGGGAGUCCUGAAGAGCGGGUCGAUCCUGCACAUCUUGCCAAAGCUUGGCUCCAGCUCGUGAAUCGCCAUGCAGCACUUCGAACCCUUCUCCUUCCUAGUCGUUCAAAUCCGUCCCAGUGGUUCCAUGUGGUGUUGAAGUCAUCUCCCAUUGCUGUCAAAUUGAUGACUAACUUAGAGGAUGCCAGUGUUUUGAAGGUCGCUAGGAGGCCUCUUCUAUCGAAGGGUGGUCUAGGGGGUGCUCCUUACAAGUUCGCAAUCUAUCAAAGUACCACGGGAAGGACUCUCUGCAAGCUCGAGGGCAGGUAUGCCUUCCUCGAUGCGUUCUCAGUGCUAGUCCUCAUGAAGGAACUUCGACUUAUUCUUGAUUUUCUUCCUAUUUCCGAUCGACUGCCACCCCCCUAUGCCUCCUGGGUUGCCUAUUUGCGUCGAUGGAGGGAAAAUCCGUUGCAUCUGCAAUUCUGGGACCGAUAUCUCGCUGGCCUCAAGCCUUGCGUUCUACCCGCUUUUCGAAAUCAUCACAAUCAGCAGUACCAAGGCUGCCAGUAUCAUGGAAUCAAUGAAACCAAUGGAAACAGCUCUCGAGUGAUGAAAUCACACCGCCAAACUAUAGUACAAGAUAUUGUCGCGUUUCGCAAUCAUUGUGAUCAACUGGAAACUACCAUAACCAACGUCCUCCAGGUAGCUUGGGCGCUCGUGCUAAGAGAGCAAACUGGGACAGACGACAUCUGCUUUGGGACGCUGGUUUCAGGCCGCGAUGUGCCAGUUCAUGACAUUGGCAAUAUCGUUGGGUCGUUCUUCAAUGUUGUCGCGUGUCGCAUUGAGAUGCAGGCCACCGAGAGUAUCGGACCCGUUCUUCUGCAAAACCAUCGUAUGAUGCGCGAACGAGCUUCACACCAGUUUUGCUCCCUGCAGGAAGUGACACGGCUAGUUCUCAAGGCAGGCCCCGAUGCCUCGUCAUUAUUCAACACCUGUCUGUCGGUCGAGCAGCCGCUGUCAGAUAAGACCGAAACAGGAAAUCGCUUCAUUGCGCUCGAAACUGUGGAAGAAACCGAGUAUGACUUGAUUAUUACCGCGACAGUAUUCCUGGACAGGAUCGAGGCCAACAUCAUGUAUUGGUCUUACUUUUUUAAUCCAGUUCGCGCAGCUACAAUUGCGGAAAAAUUUUCCCAGUCGAUUGAACGCAUAAUCUCAUGUACCCAGGAAUCUCGCGAUCAUGUGCAAUAG
Molecule: messenger RNA, 5745 nt
Organism: Penicillium canescens
Lineage: Eukaryota; Fungi; Ascomycota; Eurotiomycetes; Eurotiales; Aspergillaceae
Product: amino acid adenylation domain-containing protein
Exons: 4
Coding region: 1-5745 (1914 amino acids)
Biological process (GO): secondary metabolite biosynthetic process; amino acid activation for nonribosomal peptide biosynthetic process
Cellular component (GO): cytoplasm
Molecular function (GO): catalytic activity; phosphopantetheine binding
Source: RefSeq, a predicted model, not a curated record